CUUGUAAACAGACAAAUGACUUUGCGCUACUGUGUGGUAACCUAGGCCACAUUGUUGUCACUAAAACUUUGACACAAUCGUUAUCUCUAUGAUGGAGCCGAACUCGUGCAGCUGCUGUGCGGCACCAUGUGUUCAAGUGACUUUCAGACAGACAGAUAGAUAAAAACUGUAACCAAUAUGAAUAGAUAAAAACUGUAACCAAUAUCAUGAGAUUCACGCUACAUGCGGCCAAACGUGCCCUGUCUCCCGGCCUGCGCUGCUUCUCCCAGUCUUCCGCCUGCGGAGACAUAAUUGAGGAUGAUUUUGGAAGGACAGGCUCUCCACGUCUCACAGAUCAGGCGUCUCUCUACGUGCACUGGCCUUAUUGUCUCAGAAGGUGCUCCUACUGCAACUUUAACAAGUACAUACCCAGAGACAACAAUGACCACAUGAUGACUGAGUGUCUUCAGAGGGAGACGGAGACAUUGCUUCUGCUCAGUGGGGUGUCCUGCAUCACCUCUGUGUUUUUUGGUGGCGGGACUCCGAGCCUGGCUCCCCCCUCAACCAUCGCUGCAGUCCUUGAAACUGUUUCCAGGCGUGCAUAUCUGUCGGAUAAGGCUGAGGUCACGCUCGAGGUCAACCCUACUCCAGUGGGAAAAUCAAAGUUAGAGGACUACUGCCGUGCAGGGGUGAACCGUUUCUCCAUCGGAGUCCAGUCUUUGCAGGAUGAAGAUUUGAAAAUCCUGGGAAGAGACCACAGCCCUCAUCAGGCUCUGCAGACCGUGGAGGAGGCCAGGAGGCUGUGCCCCGGGAGGGUGUCAGUGGACGUCAUGUUCGGUCGACCCCAACAGAGCGUUAAAUCCUGGGAGAGUGAGUUGUCUGAGCUGUUGAAGGUGUGCGACGACCACGUGUCUCUGUACCAGCUGACGUUGGAGCGAGGCACCCAGCUCUUCAAACAGGUGCAGCGAGGAGAGGUGAGCGUGCCCGCUGAAGAGGUGACAGCAGAGAUGUACCAGAGUGCCAGGAGGACUCUGCAGCAGCAUGGCUUUCUGCAGUACGAGGUGUCCAACUUUGCAAGACAUAACGCAGUGAGUCAUCACAACGUGAGCUACUGGAAGGGAAGGCAGUACAUCGGUGUCGGCCCAGGAGCACAUGGGAGGUUUGUUCCUGUGGGGGAGGGAGGUGUUGUUCGGGAGGCGCGGACCCAGACUCUGGAGCCUGACGUCUGGAUCUGUGAAGUCCAGCAGAGGGGACAUGGGACACGGAGGCGGAUUCAGCUCGGACACCUUGAACUAUUGGAGGAGGUGUUGGUGAUGGGAAUGAGAAUGACCGAGGGCGUUUAUCACAAGCACUGGGAGUUGUUCAGCCCCCAACUUGGCCUCCAUGAAGUGUUCGGUUCAUCAACUUUUGUCCAAGAGUUAUUACAGAGUGGGCAGCUCAUUCUUGAUGACAGAGGUCUGCGCUGCUCCUGGGAUGGGCUGGCCGUACUGGACAGCAUGCUGCCGGCUCUACUGGUGGAGCUGGAAAGACAAAUCACUCACAGGCUUCCAGGGGACCACCAUGCUGAUGGACAAACCAAAAGAACCUCAACCCCAUGAUGACAUGAAUGUUAAUAUAUAACAGGUAAAUUCAGAGAAGGCUUGUCUGUGGAUUAGCCUGACGGGACAUGUAAAAUAAUAACAGGUCCAAAAUCUGAGUUAUUGAAGCUUUUUGUGAGAUAUUUAUAUUUUAUUGUAUAAUUUGAGUGUGUUAUGUGUGCGUGUUUAUAGAGAAAUAAAAUGGGCCCCACUGGCUUCUAUAUUUAA
Centropristis striata (black sea bass) is the source of this 1784-nucleotide messenger RNA. It is a transcript of the gene rsad1, whose product is annotated as radical S-adenosyl methionine domain containing 1. Bases 207 to 1577 code for a protein of 456 amino acids. Gene Ontology annotation, cellular component: cytoplasm. The transcript is spliced from 9 exons. Gene Ontology annotation, biological process: porphyrin-containing compound biosynthetic process. NCBI's taxonomy places the organism in Eukaryota, Metazoa, Chordata, Actinopteri, Perciformes, Serranidae. Gene Ontology annotation, molecular function: coproporphyrinogen oxidase activity; 4 iron, 4 sulfur cluster binding. The record is from RefSeq and is a predicted model, not a curated record.